Molecule: messenger RNA, 1091 nt
Organism: Suncus etruscus (white-toothed pygmy shrew)
Lineage: Eukaryota; Metazoa; Chordata; Mammalia; Eulipotyphla; Soricidae
Gene: AGPAT2
Product: 1-acylglycerol-3-phosphate O-acyltransferase 2
Exons: 6
Coding region: 78-914 (278 amino acids)
Biological process (GO): phosphatidic acid biosynthetic process
Cellular component (GO): endoplasmic reticulum; membrane
Molecular function (GO): 1-acylglycerol-3-phosphate O-acyltransferase activity
Source: RefSeq, a predicted model, not a curated record
CUCGCAGGUGGCUGGGGGCGCGCGCGGCUGGAGCCCGGGCGGGAGCCGAGGCAGUGCCGUCGGGGCCACGGCACACCAUGGACCUGUGGCCGUGGCUCACGGCCACGCUGCUGGCGCUGCUGCUGCUGGUGCAACUCCACCGCGCCACCAGGUUCUACGCCAAGAUCGUGGGCUACUGCUUGCUCUGCCUGGCCGUGUCCGCCCUGGCCUCCGUCGUCUGCCUGCUGCGCCAUGGGGGCCGCACCGUGGAGAACAUGAGCAUCAUUAGCUGGUUCGUCCGGUCCUUCAAGUACCUGUACGGUCUCCGCUUCAAGGUCCACGGCAGCCACAAGCUGGAGGGGGAACGGCCUUGUGUCAUCAUCUCCAACCACCAGAGUAUCCUGGACAUGAUGGGCCUCAUGGAGAUCCUUCCAGACCGCUGCGUGCAGAUCGCCAAGCGGGAGCUGCUCUUCAUGGGGCCAGUGGGCCUCAUCAUGUACCUGGGCGGCGUCAUCUUCAUCAACCGCCAGCGCUCCAGCAAGGCCUUGUCCGUCAUGGCCGAGGUGGGCCAGCGCAUGAUCCGGGAGAGGCUCAAAGUGUGGAUCUACCCGGAGGGUACCCGGAAUGACAACGGAGACCUGCUGCCCUUCAAGAAAGGGGCCUUCUACUUGGCCAUCCAGGCCCAGGUCCCCAUCAUCCCUGUGGUCUAUUCUUCCUUCUCCUCCUUCUACGACAGCAAGAAGCAGCUCUUCACCUCAGGGACCAUCCAGGUGCGGGUGUUGGAUGCUGUUCCCACCACAGGCCUCACCGAAGCUGACGUCCCCCGGCUCAUGGCUCAAUGCCACCAGACCAUGAGGACCACCUUCCUCGCCAUCUCCAAGGCCCCCCAGGAAAACGGGGCAGCUCUGGCGUCCGAGGCACAGCCAGUGCAAUAGUCGAGGCUGCCAGCCAUGGACAUAGGGUUCUGAGGGCUCAGCCCCCAAAUGCUCCCGCAGGAUCGGGCAUAGCAGCCGGACAGUACGACCUGCCCUCCUUCCGGCCCAGCUGCAGGGUAGUGCAGUGGCCCCAAUUUCUGGAGUCUUUGUUUUUAUAAACUGACACCGUCUCAUGGA